AUGAGCAUCUCAGCAGCGAGUACUUCAAGACCAGAACACACUGCACCACCCGAACUCUUCUACGGAGAGGUGCAAGCGAAAAAGUAUGCGACCAAUACUCGUGUACUGGAAAUUCAAACCGAAAUGUCUAAAAGAGCUAUUGAGUUAUUGGCUCUUCCUGAGAAUUCAGGACCUUUAUAUUUGUUGGAUAUUGGUUGCGGAAGUGGAAUCAGCGGAAAUUGUUUAUCGGAGGCUGGUCAUGUGUGGGUAGGAAUGGAUAUCAGUGAGCACAUGUUGAAUAUUGCAAAUGAACAAAUGAUGGAGGACCCAUCAAGUACAAACGGAUGUGAUUUGAUUCACGGAGAUAUGGGAAAUGGCCUACCAUUUAGAUUAGGAACUUUUGAUGGAGCUAUUUCAAUUUCUGCUGUUCAGUGGUUGUGUAACGCUGAUAAAAAAUCUCAGGAGCCUAUUAAGAGAUUGCAAAAAUUCUUUGGAACACUUUAUAAAUGUUUGAGAAGAGGAGCUAGAGCUGUUUUUCAAUUUUAUCCAGAAACACCACAACAAACUGAAUUAAUAACUAACAUGGCAAUGAAAGCAGGCUUUGGUGGAGGUCUAGUUGUUGACUAUCCACACAGCAGAAAAAUUAGAAAAUAUUAUUUAGUUUUAUUUGCCGGUAUGCCAAAUGUACCAAAGAGUGAUCUCCCUAAAGGUAAAGAAGACCCUGUAACUCAUCAAAUCAGACAUGAAGGCUCGAGGAAUACAUCCACACAACGAGGUGGAAAAAAUAGAAAGAAUUUGAAAGAAUUUAUAAUAAGGAAGAAGGAACGUGACAGAAAAUUAGGAAAAGAAGUUAGGCCUCCAUCCAAAUACACAGCCAGAAGCAGAGGACCCAAGUUUUAG
This is a messenger RNA of Naegleria lovaniensis, 879 nucleotides long. RefSeq lists its product as uncharacterized. Bases 1 to 879 code for a protein of 292 amino acids. Gene Ontology annotation, molecular function: rRNA (guanine) methyltransferase activity. Gene Ontology annotation, cellular component: nucleolus. Gene Ontology annotation, biological process: rRNA (guanine-N7)-methylation. The record is from RefSeq and is a predicted model, not a curated record. NCBI's taxonomy places the organism in Eukaryota, Heterolobosea, Eutetramitea, Acrasida, Naegleriidae. The transcript has a single exon.